Phycomyces blakesleeanus NRRL 1555(-) is the source of this 2359-nucleotide messenger RNA. RefSeq lists its product as hypothetical. The record is from RefSeq and is a predicted model, not a curated record. Gene Ontology annotation, molecular function: hydrolase activity, acting on ester bonds. Gene Ontology annotation, biological process: GPI anchor biosynthetic process. The transcript has a single exon. Gene Ontology annotation, cellular component: endoplasmic reticulum membrane. Bases 1272 to 2288 code for a protein of 338 amino acids. NCBI's taxonomy places the organism in Eukaryota, Fungi, Mucoromycota, Mucoromycetes, Mucorales, Phycomycetaceae.
CAGCUGCAGACCACUAUAGUACCUGGAAGGCCCACAGCGAUUUUCAGGAAGAUCUGGCAAAUCAGAUCCACAUGCUCGAGCAGUUUAGCUAUGACACCUCGAUCGUAAUUAACCACACCGACACUUCUCUCUUACCCCAGUACCCCAGAGAUUGGAAAGCUCUCAACCUUGCCACAGUAGAUCUUUCUGUAUCCGUCCCAAUGUCAUCAAACUCAUCAUCAGCAUCAACUAUCAUCCCUACCCCCAAGAGCCGCUAUGUUAUUCCUUUUCCUCACCAGACCACCAUGACCACCCAUAUCCUCAACAUGACCCACACUGCAGCCAAAACAGUCGACAGUGAAGAGACCCUGUACCUCCAGACCACCAACCCCUGCAUCCCUCCCAACGAAAGCCAGAUCUUGUCCUGCUCUUGGUUUGAGAGGGCGACCGUGACGAUUGCUUCAAAAAAGGCUGUACAGAAAUAUCUUUUUGAGCCGAUUGAAGAUGACCACAACGUCACCCGUCUUGGGCAGUGUCAGGGCAAGAAUGGAUUCUGGUUUGUCGGCUCGUAUUGCUGGAAGGGAAUUCCGCUCUUGGAAGGAUGUGUGGCCAGUGCUGAGAUGGUUGUUCGGGAAGGAAUUGCUUCUUUAGAAGGCGUGUCUCUGGACCCUGUCUGGUAAAAAAAAAUAUAAAGGAUAAAAGAUAAAUACAAGAAUCUUUUAUCUUUAUCUUUUUUUUAAAAAAAUAAUUGUUCAUUAUCAUUAUCAUUACCAUUACCAUUAUAAUCAUCUUCUUCAUCAUUUUCUUACUUCUUCUUACUCUUUUUUCUUUCUUUCUUUCUCUUAUAUAUUAAUCAUUAACUUGUGCAGUCCCUGGAUGGACAGUCCCAGUGUGACAAAGAACCGCGUUUAGAAGUCUGUCUUUCCUUUGGUUUUCGGUUUUCCUUUUUUGUUUAAUCUUAUUUUUUUAUUUUAUUUUUCCUAUUAGUAAGAAUUAAUUUUUCAACAUACCUUUUUACCUUUACACACCUUCUUACAGUACUACAACACUAAAGACUUGUUUAAAUAUAUAUAUAUAUAUAUAUAAACACCAUUAAAUAAAUAAAGGAAAACCUAUAAAGUAUUAAAGUAUAUUUCAUGCCAUAAAAGAACAAUAUAGAAAAGGUGGCCCUUAUCGAAUUCUCCACAGCAAAAAAAAAUAUUCUUCCUUUUUUCUGUUAAAUAAUUAGGUAGAAUUAUUGUAUAUUUAAAUACCCUCUUUUUUUUAUAUUUAUUUAUUUUAGAGCCAUUAAGAUGAUUUUUUGGCAAAGAAGAAAACUACCUGGUCCUGUAUCUUUAUCAUUAUUUGUCUUAUUACUGUUGGGUUGCCUCAACUUUUGCGCUGCAUCAAGUGGUGACAACCUGCCAGAAUACAAAAAUUGUGUCGAGAGCUGUGUCGAGUCUUCUGGCCUUAAUUCUAGUGAACAUGUCAAAUUACCCCUGUACUUACGGCUCCUUUUCUGGACCGAUGCCCAAGAGUGUCGGUACCAAUGCAUGCAUGCCCUGACCAGCAAGGCUAUUGAGAAUGGUCAAACGGUCCAUCAAUUCCAUGGCAAGUGGCCAUUCAAUCGUGUGUUUGGGAUUCAGGAACCCGCGGCAGUGUUGUUCUCUAUCGGCAAUGGCCUGUUUCAUUACCAUUAUUACAAGAAGAUGCAGAAACAGUUACCUGACAAUUACAGCCUGAAGAAUGGUUACUUGGUCAUGGCAAUCACUGCAAUGAAUGCCUGGGUCUGGAGUACGGUCUUUCACACGCGCGACUUUGAGAUGACCGAGCGGCUGGACUAUUUCAGCGCAGGACUCUAUAUUUUUUAUGGCUUUUAUAUUGCCGUCAUCAGGGUGUUUUGGCUGACCGGAUUACCAAAGAAGGCAUUCGGGGUACUCUGUGGGAUGCUUUAUUGUGCCCAUGUUACUUAUCUGUCUAUGGGCUCUCGGUUUGACUAUGGGUACAAUAUGCUGGCCUGCAUUGUGAUCGGUGCUCUCCAGACACAGCUCUGGCUCAUCUGGACCGUGGUUCAGUACAGUCCUCUGACUUCUAACCCUUCGAGGCGGUCGUAUGCCUGGAUGGCCGGUCUGUCGGUCGUGCUUCUUAGCUGUGCAAUGGGUCUCGAGGUCUUUGAUUUUCCACCUUGGCUUGGAGCCGUGGAUGCCCACGCACUUUGGCAUGCGGCUACUAUUCCGGUUAUCCCGCUUUUCUACCAGUUUAUCUUGAAGGAUGCAAAGGUUAAUUUGCAAACAGUAGACACUCAGGCUACAAAAAAGAGAAGUUCAUAGCUUUUCUUUGAAUAUAUGAAGACAUAAUAUAGAACAAUUGAUAUAUACAUACAUAUUUUGUAUAUAUAUAU